ACAAUCAAUUCACGGGCCGUGUUUGUUUUAAAUUAGGCAUAAAUUAAUAGUAACAAAUACAAUUAAACAAGUGUAAUAGUGAAUGUGCACAAUAGACAAGUGAACGCGCCAGUUAGAGACGUUUGGAGGACAUGUCUCUCGCCAGCAUCUAAUAUUCAGUGCAAAAAAUUUGGUUGUGCCUGCAUCGAGAGGGGGAAAAUGAGACUUUAACAACAACAACAACAACAACAACAGCAGCAGCAGCAAUAGCAACAACAACAACAUCAUCGCAGCGGCCAUCAAUAAAACAACGAAAGCAACGUUAAGCGAUAUAAGCGUAGGGCACGCACAUAACGCAAGUUAAUUUGAAGUUGCCAUUUAUACUUUUAUUUUGCGGAGUCUGGGGCGGCAGCAACUGCGGUUAGGCACGCCAGUCGGUUGCAGCUUCAGUUACAACAGCAGCAGCAGCUCAUCAAUAUUCCAAAAAGCAAUUGUGCCAGGCAGCGGCGGCAUCAAUUCAUCAAUUAUUCAAAAUGACCGAAGACGAAAUUCUCUUUGACGAUGUUUACGAGCUGUGUGAGGUCAUUGGCAAAGGUCCUUUCUCCAUUGUGCGGCGCUGCAUACACAGAGAGUCGAAUCAACAUUUUGCUGCCAAAAUUGUUGAUGUGGCCAAAUUUACAGCCAGCCCAGGUCUAAGCACAGCGGAUCUGAAACGUGAAGCCACAAUAUGUCACAUGCUAAAGCAUCCGCACAUUGUCGAGCUACUGGAGACCUACAGCUCCGAGGGCAUGCUCUACAUGGUCUUUGAAUUCAUGGAAGGAUCCGAUUUGUGCUUUGAGGUUGUCAGGCGUGCCGUUGCCGGUUUUGUCUACAGUGAAGCAGUCGCUUGUCACUACAUGCGUCAGAUAUUGGAAGCACUGCGCUAUUGUCAUGAGAAUGACAUUCUGCAUAGAGAUGUGCGUCCAGCUUGCGCGCUGCUGGCGACUGUGGACAAUUCGGCACCUGUGAAGCUGGGUGGCUUCGGCUCGGCAAUACAAUUGCAGGCGGGCAGAGAAACCUUAGAAACACAUGGACGCGUUGGCUGUCCGCACUAUAUGGCGCCGGAGGUGGUCACCAGGCGACUCUAUGGCAAGGCUUGCGAUAUUUGGGGUGCGGGCGUAAUGCUGCAUGUGCUGCUAUCCGGACGUUUGCCCUUCUUAGGCUCCGGCGUGCGUUUGCAGCAGUCAAUAGCGCGCGGCAGGCUAUCGUUUGAGGCGCCUGAGUGGAAAUCAAUUUCGGCAAAUGCCAAGGAUCUAGUCAUGAAAAUGUUGGCAGCAAAUCCACAUCACAGACUAUCCAUACUCGAGGUGCUGGAGCAUCCAUGGAUACGCGAUCGCGACAAGCUGCAGCGCACGCAUCUGGCGGACACGGUGGAGGAACUGAAGCGUUAUAAUGCAAGACGCAAGCUCAAGGGCGCAGUGCAGGCAAUUGCAGGUGGCACCAACAUGGAACCGCUAUACGCCAGCGAUGCGGACAUGCCCAUAGCUGGUGCGCCGGAUGAGUGGGACGAUGAGGAGGCGGGCAUUGAGGCUGUGCAGCGUAUAUUGGACUGCUUGGAUGAUAUUUACUCGCUGCAGGAUGCACAUGUCGAUGAGGAUGUGUUGCGGGAUAUGCUGCGCGAUGUGCGCUUGCAACAAUUCUUGCAACUUUUCGAUCGCAUUAGCUCCUCGGUUAUAACAACCAAUGGCCGUGCGCCUAGCGCGGAGGCUGUUGCGCGCAGUCGCGAUAUUUUGGAGCUGCUGUCAUCGGUGGGCGUUAGUGCGGGCAAUAAGUAUGCCAAGGAUGAGCUGAUGCAGCUGCUCGCCUCACCCCAUCUACAGGUAAGCAAAAUCCAGCACGAGCCGGAAACCAAGUGCCCAAGCACACAAAAAAUGUGUCAACGACAUGCGCUGCUGCAUACACAUGAUGUUGUCGCCCGGGAUGUUUAUGGCGAGGAGGCGCUGCGCGUCACACCGCCGCCAAUGGUGCCCUAUCUCAAUGGCGAUGAGCUGGACAGCGUCGAGGGCGGCGAGCUGCAGCAUGUGACACGCGUGCGUCUUGUGCAGUUCCAGAAGAACACCGACGAGCCAAUGGGUAUUACGCUGAAGAUGACGGAGGAUGGACGCUGCAUUGUGGCGCGUAUUAUGCACGGCGGCAUGAUACACAGGCAGGCCACGUUGCAUGUGGGUGAUGAGAUACGUGAAAUUAAUGGUCAGCCAGUGCAGCAUCAGUCUGUGGGUCAAUUGCAACGAAUGCUGCGUGAGGCACGCGGUUCGGUUACCUUUAAAAUAGUUCCUUCAUACCGCAGCGCACCGCCGCCAUGUGAGCUUUUCAGGAUAAGACCCGCUCCAGUGCUUAUUUUUGUGCGCGCUCAAUUCGAUUAUAAUCCGCUGGAUGAUGAGCUUAUACCCUGCGCACAAGCGGGCAUUGCAUUCCAAGUAGGCGACAUACUGCAGAUCAUUAGCAAGGACGAUCAUCAUUGGUGGCAGGCGAGACUGGAUACGGUUGGUGGCUCGGCUGGACUGAUACCAUCGCCGGAGUUGCAAGAGUGGCGCAUUGCCUGCCAGACUGUUGAUAAGACCAAGCAGGAGCAGGGAGAACCGGGUGCUGGAUGUUCCGCUCACGCAGAUGGGUGUGAUGGAUCCACAGUGAAUUGUUCAAUAUUUGGACGCAAGAAGAAACAAUGUCGGGAUAAAUAUUUAGCUAAACAUAAUGCCAUAUUCGAUACGCUCGAUGUGGUGACAUACGAAGAGGUUGUUAAAGUGCCAGUAGGCGAUCCCAACUUUCAGCGCAAGACUUUGGUGCUAUUGGGUGCACAUGGUGUUGGUCGCAGGCAUAUAAAAAAUACUUUAAUAUCUAAGUAUCCCGACAAGUAUGCGUAUCCCAUACCACAUACAACGAGACCUGCUAAGCCAGAGGAGGAGAAUGGACGCAGCUAUUAUUUUGUUUCACAUGAUGAAAUGAUGGCAGACAUUGGCGCCAAUGAAUAUUUGGAAUAUGGCACACAUGAGGAGGCUAUGUAUGGCACCAAGCUGGACACCAUAAGACGCAUACACACUGAGGGCAAGAUGGCCAUACUGGAUGUGGAGCCACAGGCACUGAAAAUAUUGCGCACUGCUGAAUUUACGCCCUAUGUGGUGUUCAUAGCGGCGCCCUCGCUGCAGAAUAUAGCCGAUUAUGAUGGCAGCUUGGAGCGCUUGGCCAAGGAAUCGGAUAUGCUGCGUCAGCUGUACGGACAUUUCUUUGAUUUGACCAUUGUGAACAACGAUAUAAGCGAGACGAUUGCCACAUUGGAGACGGCCAUUGAACGCGUUCAUACUACACCACAAUGGGUGCCAGUGUCUUGGCUCUAUUGACAAGACAGUGAGCUGGAAUGCCCCGAUUGCCUCGAUGGCUGCGAAUGCGAGUGGGAUGCGUAUACACAGGCGGCCAACAAUGUGGCGCUCUACUGAGUCACACAUACACAUACACACACUCAUACACCAUUAAAGUAUUAACAAGGCACAAAUGCAACACAGUCACACACAGAACGGCGCUUGGCGCUUAGUUAUUUACAUACAUACACUACAAUAUGGAAAAGGGUAUUAUAUUUGGGAAACUGCAGUCGCAAACGCAAAGACAACUUGUUAAUUUUAUAUAUUGAUUUACUAAAAGCUUAGUUCAUUAAGUAUUACAUUCCACACACACGAAAAUCUGUGUCUGUUUAUCGUUUGUAUUGUUUUAUUUAUAUGCAGUUCAUUGCCAGUCAGCGUUAAGCGCUUGUAUUUGUUUAAGUUAAGCAUAAAAUAUUUACAACAUAUGUUUUUGUCUUGAAAAGCGAGCGUCGAACGUCGAGUUAGGAACUUAUUAAAAGCAACUACGUAAUUAAAUUUAACACAAAAACAUAGAACAAAUAAAAGGGUCAAAAUAAAAUGUAUAAUGUGAGCAAU
Messenger RNA from Drosophila busckii, 3926 nucleotides. RefSeq names its product peripheral plasma membrane protein CASK (gene CASK). Gene Ontology annotation, molecular function: signaling receptor binding; ATP binding; protein kinase activity. Gene Ontology annotation, biological process: regulation of neurotransmitter secretion; protein phosphorylation. The transcript has 21 exons. Lineage: Eukaryota; Metazoa; Arthropoda; Insecta; Diptera; Drosophilidae. Gene Ontology annotation, cellular component: plasma membrane; cell-cell junction. The coding region runs from base 513 to 3353 and encodes 946 amino acids. The record is from RefSeq and is a predicted model, not a curated record.